AUGGCCGAGAUCCGUCGCAAGCUCGUCAUCGUAGGCGAUGGUGCCUGCGGUAAGACCUGUCUUCUCAUUGUCUUCUCUAAGGGCACCUUCCCUGAGGUCUACGUCCCCACUGUCUUCGAGAACUACGUCGCCGAUGUUGAGGUUGAUGGCAAGCACGUCGAGCUUGCCCUUUGGGAUACUGCUGGCCAAGAAGAUUACGACCGUCUCCGUCCUUUGUCAUACCCCGACUCCCACUGGAUUUCCGAGGUUCUUCACUUCUGCCAGGGUCUUCCCAUCAUCCUGGUUGGUUGCAAGAAGGAUUUGCGCCACGACCCCAAGACUAUUGAGGAGCUUAACAAGACCUCCCAGAGCCCCGUCACCGCUGAGCAGGGUGAGGAGAUCCGCAAGAAGAUUGGUGCCUACAAGUACCUGGAGUGCUCUGCCCGAACCAACGAGGGUGUCAAGGAGGUGUUUGAGGCUGCCACCCGUGCGGCUCUGCUCAAGAUCACCAAGGGUGGCAAGACCAAGACCAAGAAGUCCUGCUCCAUCCUGUAA
Penicillium malachiteum is the source of this 534-nucleotide messenger RNA. RefSeq names its product Rho family GTPase RHO1 (gene rho1). NCBI's taxonomy places the organism in Eukaryota, Fungi, Ascomycota, Eurotiomycetes, Eurotiales, Aspergillaceae. The record is from RefSeq and is a predicted model, not a curated record. Gene Ontology annotation, molecular function: GTP binding; GTPase activity. The transcript has 5 exons. Bases 1 to 534 code for a protein of 177 amino acids. Gene Ontology annotation, biological process: small GTPase-mediated signal transduction.